Messenger RNA from Tribolium castaneum (red flour beetle), 1503 nucleotides. Its product is annotated as nucleoredoxin. Lineage: Eukaryota; Metazoa; Arthropoda; Insecta; Coleoptera; Tenebrionidae. Bases 97 to 1503 code for a protein of 468 amino acids. The transcript is spliced from 5 exons. The record is from RefSeq and is a predicted model, not a curated record. Gene Ontology annotation, molecular function: thioredoxin-disulfide reductase (NADPH) activity. Gene Ontology annotation, cellular component: nucleus. Gene Ontology annotation, biological process: negative regulation of Wnt signaling pathway; negative regulation of protein ubiquitination.
CGGUCUUUUUGCGCCGCCUGCGUGUCGUGGCGCGGCGCCGUCGUCGCGUGCUCGCUCUCGUCAGUCGAUGCGUCCCCGCCGCCGCGACGCUAUGCCAUGGACCACAAAAGCCAAUGGCACGAGCGUCUCUUCGGCCAACAACUUCUCAAAUGCGAUACAAAUUCGCCGAAAUCUGGCGAUUUCCUGUGCGUCGCGACGCCGGAAGUCCUACAAAACGUUCAAAUAACCGGUGUUUACUUCUCCUUUGCUAAUAUAAGCCAACAAAGCGAUGAAUUUACCAAAAAAUUAAAAGUUUUGUACGAAAGACUCAACCAGGAAAAUUGCGAAGUGAAAAAAUUCGAAGUGGUGCAAGUGGUUUUGUGGGCAAACAAUGACGUGUUUAGUGAUUUUGAAAACAGCCACAGGGACAGUCUUGUGGGACUGCCGUGGUUUGCGGUACCCUUCAGUGAGAUUGAUUUAAAGACACGCCUCUCCCGUCGCUACCGCAUCAAAUCAGGGGUCCCAACCCUCGUCCUCCUGGACCGUGACGGGGGCACCAUCAGCGUGUCAGCCCAGGACCGCCUCCUGGAGGACCCCCUCGGCAGUUCCUUCCCAUGGCGCCCGCGCCCCGUCGACCAGGUCCUCAAAGACGUGGUCUUGCAAAAAGGGGGCACCUUCUCCAAGGAGCACCCCUGCACCAAGCCCGAGUUCCGCUACAGCGACCUUCCCGACGCCGUGCGAGGGUUUUACUUUUCGGCGAACUGGUGCCCCCCUUGUCGGGCCUUCACCCCGCAGUUGGCCGAAGUGUAUCGACUUAUUCGGAAGAAGGAGCCGGGCUUUGAGAUUGUCUUCGUGAGCAGUGACAGAAGCGCCGAGUCAUUUGAGGCUUAUGUGGAAGGCAUGCCCUGGUUGGUGGUGCCAUGGCAACAGGCAGGGGUCAGGGCCGAACUGGCCCAACUGUACGGAAUCAGGGGAAUCCCCACGUUGCUACUUUUGGACCGUAACGGACAUAUUAUCACAAUGGACGCCAGGACCGAACUGGCCGAAGACCCAAUGGCACAGAAUUUUCCAUGGAAACCGCGCGCGGUGAAUAUUUUAACCGAGCGCUUCGCUAAUAAAUUACACGAUUAUCCGGCCAUCGUCUUAUUCGUGGACGGCGAAGAGACCGAACUCCAGUUCGCAGAAUCGGUCCUGUCCCCAGCCGCCGACUCCUACUACAAGAAGCACAACAUCAACUUCAACUCAGCCCCUGAGGACUUCUUCUCCAACUGCGAGGACGACCACUACCUCCAGUUCCUCAUCGGGCUCGACUCCGAAACCAGCGACAUUCUCCGCGACUUGAUCGGUCUCGAUGACGUGGUGCCCCUCCUCGUUGGCAUCGACAUCCCCAACCGACGCUUCGCCGUCAUGGAGUACGGCGUGGAAAUCACCGUCGACUCCGUCAGCGACUUCGUCGAGCGCUUCCAAAAAGGCGAAGUGAAAUUCAUCGAAUUGAACGAACGAGUGGGAGAGGAACAGAGUUAG